AGCCCAGGGCCAACAUCCUCGAAGGAGGCGCCAGCAUGUCGAGCCUCGCGCCUCAGCACGGCCGCGUCGCCCUCUCGGAGGCCUCGACGACCCUCGCCACCCCCUCCGACCUGACAAACGGCGGCGGCCACGCUCGCCCCUUGGACGCCGGUGGCGAAGCGGCGAAAAGCGAGCCGAAAACAGAGGCAGGGGCAGUGGAGGCCACACCAAAGGCAGAGACGGCUCGCGCCGUUGUCACGGCGCCGUACCCCGUCUCGGAGACCGCCGUGCCCCCCCCUCCCGCCGACGGCGACAAGAAGAGCUCGGCGGCGGUUGUGCAAACGGCCGCGGCGGCCUCGUUUGCGGCUGUGGCGGCUGUGCCGGAAAAAGCCGCGAGUGGAGCGGGUACGCCCAGCCACGCCGGCGACAACGCACUCGCCAACGCGCUCGCCGCCUACCAGCGCUGCAUGGCCGGGCUGGCAGGCUCGCCUGGCGCUCCCUCCGGCUCCUCUGGCGACGCCUCGCUGCUCGGCCUACUCGGCCAGCACGGCCAGCAAGCCAGCCAGCCCACCAGCAUCGCGGGGCCCAGCGGCGCCGCCGGGUCGAGCAGCUCCGGACGGCCGGAGGAGAACCCCAAGCCGUCCGAGGUGUCAGUCUGGCAGCUCUUUUCGGCCCAGGCGCGCCGGAUCGAGGUGCAGCUGGCGCAGCAGCUCCGCGACCGCAAGGCGCUUGAGACGGCCCAGGCGCACUUGCUCAUGGUGCAGCGCUCGACCGAGGUGCACAGCUCGCAGCUGCGCCAGCUCCUGCUCCGCAAGGAAGGGCUGGAGGAGCGCGCCCGCGCGCUCUGCACGCAGAACGAGCUGCUCGAGGCGGACUGCGAGCGGAAGCAGCGCGCUUGCCAACUCCUCUCCUCCCAGCUCGCCGAGCUGCGCAAGAGCCUCGCGCGCGAAGGCGGCUCCCUCGACCUGGCCGGGGGCGGGACGGCGCCGCACGAGGGGCCGCUCGAGGCGCUCGCCGCAGAGGCGGAGAAGGCGGCGGCGAUGCAGUCGCACACAGCGAUGCAGUCGCACACAGCUCUCUCGGACGUCGGCGGCGAGGCGGCGGGGCACCUGCACACCCUGCAGCGCCUGCCCGGCCCGGCACGUGCCGCCGCAGACAAGGACAAGGCCCACUCGGACAAGGACUCGGACAAGGACUCGUCUGCUGACGGCGGCGCUUCGGACGGCGCUGCUUCGCUUCAGUCGGACGGCACGUCGGGCCACUCGAGCGGCGGCGCCUCUGGCUUGUCCGGCUCAAACUCGACGGAGAACACGCACCCGUCCGAGCAAGGCUCCUCCUCUUGGGACUCCGAGAACGCCGAGGGGGGCGGGAGCAACGGCGGAUCCGGAGGAUCCAACAACGGCUCGUCGCACGGCGGCUCUUCCAACGGUGGCUCGUCGCACGGCUCCUCGUCGCACGGCUCCUCCAACGGCGCCUCGUCAAACGGCUCGUCGCACGACACGGUCCUCUUCGCCCGCACGCCGAGCUGCGGCGCCGCGCGGCAGUCGCCUCCGGAGGAGUCGUCCUCGAAUGGUGGCGAGCCAAACGGUCGCUCGCCCGGCGACUCGAACGGCUCGGCAGGCAGCGAGGAGAUGACCUCCGCGGCCGCGUGCGCGCCGCGCAAGUCCUCCUCGCGCAAGCGGAGCGAGCCGACGGCCGCGAGCGCGUCGUCGCGGGCGGAGGCUCCGCCUGCGACGCGCGUGCGGGUGGACGGCGGCGUGGCGCCCUUCUUCCCGGGGGUCGGGGCCGAGGGGGCGCCGCAGCUGCCGCACUCGUGGCAGCCCGCGCCGAUGGUCCCGCACGCCGCCGGCCUCCACGCGGCGGGCCCGCUGCUGCAGCAGGGGCCGUUGCCGCUGCAGCAGGGGCCGCUGCCGCUGUCGAUCCUGCCUCGGAGUUUGCCACAGGCUCCCCCCCCCCCCCCUCCUCGAGCCGCCCUCCCGCCGCCACGCCGCAUCACGCACCGCACGCGCACGCACGCGCGUCGCCAGCUGUGA
Messenger RNA from Emiliania huxleyi CCMP1516, 2012 nucleotides. RefSeq lists its product as hypothetical. The transcript is spliced from 13 exons. The record is from RefSeq and is a predicted model, not a curated record. The coding region runs from base 36 to 2012 and encodes 658 amino acids. Lineage: Eukaryota; Haptophyta; Isochrysidales; Noelaerhabdaceae.